UCAACAUCAAUCAUCAAUUGAUUUAUCAAUCAAAAGAAUGUAUUAACGAUAACCGGUAGUGAUGAGUUUCAUUGAAUUUUUUGUACUGGAUCAGCCAAAUAAUAUUGGCAACAUUCAAUUGGCCAUUGAUGAUGAUCAAUAUAACAAUGACAAUGAUGACAAAAUUACAGUUGAUUGUAAUGAAGAAAUCGUAGAAACUUGCCUGAAAAAUGAUGUUGAUGAUGAUGAUGAUGAUGAUAAAAUUAUUGAAAACAAAAAUUCUACAACAACAUCAACAGCUGAUAGUUAUAAUGGUUUAGCUGGUGUACGUUGUAAUCUGUCACAAUUUUUUGUCCGUUCAAUGCAUGAAAUAAUUAGUCAGAAAUUUAUUAAAAAAGAUUUAAAACAAACAAAAGAAUUUAUUUUUCGACAAAAACAUUUUUCACCAUCACCAUCCAAAUGGUGUAUUGAUCGUGAUGGACAGAUUGAAAAAGUUUCACAAUGGAUACGUUCAAUGCCAAAAGUAUUGCCCAAUGAAAAUGGUAUUGUUAUGGAGAAAAAAGUUAAAUUUCAUGAAAAAAUUACCAUCGAACCAAAAGUAUCGAAAAUUAAAAAAUCUCUUUCACAAAUGGCAAUGUCAACAACAACAAUUAAUGAUGACCAAUAUGUUGAUGAUGGUGAUCCACCAAUACAAUUAGAUGAAACUGUUUAUGAAAUUCUUGAAAAAAUUUUUCAAGCUACAAUUGAAAAUGCUGUUACAACCAUAGUGAAUGAUGGUCAUCAUUCUGAUUGUUCAUCAUCAUCGUCGUCAUCAUCAGAUUCUACAUCAUCGAUAUCGGCACCAACAUCACAAGUGAUUCAGACAACAACAACAAUUGAUGCAAAAAAGCAACCAUUAUCUUCGAUACAAGAAAAUUCUAACAAAUUAAUGAAAAAAAUUAUCAAAGUUUGUAAACAUCCUGGUAAACAUGUGGCAUGUAUUCAGGACAUUAAAAAGAGUCUGACAUUAUUUUCCGAACUUAUUCGUGGCCAUCAUCAUUUUAGCUGUUCAAGCUGUCGUGAACGUAAUAUUAAUUGUCAAUGUUUGGACAUUCAACAACAACAACAACAAUCCGAUGAUGAUUGUGAUGAACAUGGUAACAACGAUAAUGCAACAAAUGGUAGAAAAAUUUUACAAAGAAAAUCAAAAUUUUCCAACAAAUAUCAUCAUGGAUAUUAUCCACAUCAUAAUCAUCAUCAUCAAUAUUAUUAUUACAAUGGCAUGGCUCAAAUGAAUACCUAUCAUCAUCAUCAUCAUCAUCAUCAAUAUUAUUAUUAUCAACAACAACAACAACGGAAUAAUUUUAAAAAUCAUCUAAGACGUACAAAAUCAUAUUUUAGUUUCAAUAUAAAUGAAUUUUCAGUAACCAGUAGCAAUAACAACAACGAUUGUAAUGAAAACCAAAUUGAUUGCAACAAGCAACAAAAUGAUCAUGGUAAAAAACGAAUAUGGCCAUAUAUUUAACUGGAAUUUUAUUCGCAAAAAA
This is a messenger RNA of Dermatophagoides farinae (American house dust mite), 1505 nucleotides long. RefSeq lists its product as uncharacterized. NCBI's taxonomy places the organism in Eukaryota, Metazoa, Arthropoda, Arachnida, Sarcoptiformes, Pyroglyphidae. The record is from RefSeq and is a predicted model, not a curated record.